AUGUCUGUCUCGCGUCCUGACGAUGACCAGUCCUUCUUUACCAGGGAGCGUGAGCGUCUGUCGCGGGAGAUCGCCAUCUCCCUCGAGUCUCUUCUCUCCUCCACCAACGGUCUCAAUCGACAUCUGGAAGAAGCCCUCGGCAUGACGAAGGAAUACGACACCGUCGCUGCCCUAUGGGGUGCUUUCCAUGAGAUGAUGCGAGGGCCUAAUGCCGGCGAUGUGACCGCGACAAGCGAAGAUGCACCUGUGGCGGGCAUUCCGGGUACAGGUGGGCAUCACGUUGCUGUCACCACGCCUGCGGCGAAAGAGAAGAAGAGGGAGGAAGAGGAGUGA
Schizophyllum commune H4-8 is the source of this 333-nucleotide messenger RNA. RefSeq lists its product as uncharacterized. Bases 1 to 333 code for a protein of 110 amino acids. The transcript is spliced from 2 exons. The record is from RefSeq and is a predicted model, not a curated record. Lineage: Eukaryota; Fungi; Basidiomycota; Agaricomycetes; Agaricales; Schizophyllaceae. Gene Ontology annotation, cellular component: spindle microtubule; DASH complex; mitotic spindle pole body.